AGUGGGUGGUGGGGGUGUGGGGCAGUGGAGGAGGAGGAGGAGGAAACCGCUGCAAACAUCGGAAAGUUCAACUAAAAUGCAGAGCUGCGCAGAGUAAGACGACGCACUCAUUGACGGAAAGAAGCUCGUGGAGCUGUGACGACAGCGGGGGAGAAGAAACCCCCCCAGCUCCAAAAAAAGCAGAAGAGGAGCCUUUCCAGAAAGGUCACCGGUGUGCCAAAGCGUGUCUGCAUGCGAGCUACCCAAACACCGCACCAAAAACAAACCAAGAAAACCAAAUCGGCAGCACCAUGUUGGUGAAAGAGUACCGCAUAUGCAUGCCGCUCACUGUGGAUGAGUACAAGAUCGGGCAACUGUACAUGAUCAGCAAGCACAGCUGCGAGCAGAGCGGGAGUGGAGAAGGGGUGGAGGUGGUGAGGAACGAGGCCGAUACUCACCCCCAGCACGGCCCGGGACAGGUGACGGAGAAACGAAUCUACCUCAGCAGCAAGCUGCCAGCCUGGGCGAAGGCGUUUGCCCCGCGGUUCUUCUACGUGACGGAGAAGGCCUGGAAUUUCUACCCGUACACCAUCACAGAAUACUCGUUGUCAUUUCUGCCCAAGUUCAGCGUCCGUAUUGAGACGCGAUUCGAGAACAACAACGGCUCCAACGACAAUAUAUUCGGCACGCCGACACCUGCGGAGCAUGUGAGUUUCCUGGAUAUCCUGAGUGACCCCAUACCCGAAAAGCACUACAAAGAGUCCGAGGACCUGUCUCGCUGGCAGUCGCGUAAGACUCAGCGAGGGCCUCUGGAGGAGGGCUGGAGGGAGGACCACCAGCCCAUCAUGUGCUCCUACAAGAAAGUGCACUGCAGCUUCGAGGUGUACGGCUUGCAGACCAAAACUGAGGAUUUCAUCCACAAAAACAUUCGGGACAUCCUCCUGAUUGGUCACCGGCAAGCAGUGGCUUGGGUGGACGAAUGGCACGGGCUGAGCUUGGAGGAGGUGAGACAGUACGAGAAGAUGAUGCAACAGAAGACCAACAUCAAAGUGAAACAAAGCACAGGAGCUCCGACCUCGUCCGCUCCCGUGUACUCUCGCUCCAUGUCGGUGACGGACGAGCGUACCCUGAAGAAGAUGGGAGCACCCGAGCCCUCGGGUGGCUCCACCGUUCCGCAGGGUCCCGUCCGGCUCAACUCCUCCUCCGAAUGAGGACAUCAAAUGCAGUCGACAUUUGGAGUGACUUGUGUUGAUUCUUUCAUGUACAUAGAGGACAACGCAGCUAUUUUUUUUUUCCCAAAACGAGGAAUAUUUCUGCUGACACAUUCAUGGAACAACAAUGGCACUUCCUCGAGCCCAGACCGUGUGUGCGUAGGGUUGCGAAAUUUGGGGAAUUUGGGGAAUUUUCAAAGUUGGACACCUCCCAUGGGACUUCAAUCCUUUGCAAAAUUGAAGCUUGGCUUUAAUUGCAAACUUAAGGUCGUAUCCCACCGAGCGGCGAAGCUUUACAAGUGUUUGCCUACGUCGUGAAUGUUGAUUUUUCGUCAGGGUUCGUUCAAGGUCGCAAAGAAGGUCCACCAGACGUUCGCCAACACAAGGCUGAGGAAAAAUCACUCUUCGCUAGACUCGCCAACAUUCGUAAAGCUUUGCCGCUCAGUGGCAAAGAGCGAAAAAAAAAAACGGACUCAUCAGAAAAAAUAUUGUUGCAUCAUCCUGACUCAAAUAUUUUCGAAGAUGUGUUCGAUUUGGUUAGUUCUUUCGUUUCAUGAUUUCCCAUUAAACGAGCCCCCAUUUAUUCCCAGGCGGAAUUUGCAGCAUUAAAAAUGCUAGCAAGAGUUGAGCACAGCCUCACAUCACAACACCGCCGCCGCCGUCUCGAGUUUCUGACCAAAGCCGCAUCCCUUCACUAGCAUGUACAAGCCCCAUUCGCAAACUAAAAUAAGAAUAAUUUACAGACAACUCACAUCCAGAUUUGUAAAAAUUGCAGCGCUAAGCUAGCAAUUCACACCCAAAACGAGCUGACGUUAGCCACAGCCUUCGCAUGAUUUAUUUGAGUGGAACGCAAUUUAUCAGAAACUUUCCAAAAAUGGACAUGAAAUUUUCGAACCCUUUGUAACGCGAUCACAAAGACUUAACAAUCCUUUAUUGGUUGUUGGGGUUUUUUUUUUUUCUGAUAUCCAUAAGCUACUUCAUGCAAACAGUAUUCCCAGAGAAAUGAAGUUCGACCCACAUUGCAAGGUUCCUGCCUGAGCCCAUCUCAAGUUCGGGACCUUCACCAGACAACAAUCCUUCAACCAAACAUUUUCCACAUUCACGUUUGGAAGCAUUCGCACAAAAAUCUUAAGGAUGGCGCGUCCAGAAACGGCCAAUGGACAUGCCUACCCAAAUGUCACCGUGCUCAAGUGGAACUUGCCUCAAGAGGAUUUCGAAAGGAGCACUUGGACUGUUAAAGGAUCAAAAGUCAGUCUGGAAAAGCCCUGAAAUGGUGAUUUGAUGUGUUUUCUCAAUUUCCCUUGCCUGGUGCUCACACUGUAGCUGUAAAAAAAAAAAAAAGAAAAAGAAAAUCCUGCGAGCCGAGCUCCAGGUGUUUAGCGAAGUGGAUGUCGAGAGCGGCACGCCGUCAACGCUACGGAUGUGCCUCCCUCGGCGCCUAUGCUAAAAGGUCACAGCGGGCGUAUUGACACGCGGCACCGAGGCGUCCUAUCGGCACUUGAUCUCUUAAAAACGGGUCGGGCCCAGGCUAUGCGUCAAUUAUGAGUCAAUGACGUUGCCUUUGACGAGAUUCUUCGCUUCAUUUGGAACCAAAGAAGACUCUGCCAGAAAGCUUUCUGUGAGGAAACAAUUUGCAUAACAUUAGAUGUAGCGUACGGUUUUCUAGGAAUCAAACGGGAAAUGUAUCAGGAAUCGAUAUGGUGUAUUUUUCUUCUUUUUUUUUUUUUUCAAUAAAUAUAAAAAUUAUUUCCA
Messenger RNA from Hippocampus comes (tiger tail seahorse), 2942 nucleotides. RefSeq names its product phosphatidylinositol transfer protein cytoplasmic 1b (gene pitpnc1b). The coding region runs from base 291 to 1190 and encodes 299 amino acids. The record is from RefSeq and is a predicted model, not a curated record. Gene Ontology annotation, molecular function: phosphatidylinositol transfer activity; phosphatidylinositol binding. The transcript is spliced from 10 exons. Gene Ontology annotation, cellular component: cytoplasm. Lineage: Eukaryota; Metazoa; Chordata; Actinopteri; Syngnathiformes; Syngnathidae. Gene Ontology annotation, biological process: phospholipid transport.